AUGGGCGAUGAAAGCGUAUAUUUUUAUACUGAAGUGUCGCCAUCAGGUGAAAAACAAAUAUUUACCAUCGACGCUUCAAAAAUACAAGAGUUCCUGAUGAAUUCUAAUGUACAAACGUCUCUUGAUGGCAAGAAUCUUACUUCCAAUGCCGAGAAAUCAAUCGUAUUGGAACCUGAAGAAUGUAUCGCAAACAAUUUUGACACUCCGGCGAGUUCAAAUUCUUUCACUAUUAGUUCUACAGAGGUAUUUGGAAAGUCAGCUUUAGAAUUUCAUACUGCCAAGGCAAAGUCAGAGAAAAUAGUGAAUUGGUCAACUGCACAAAUAAAACUUUUGAUCGAGAAAAGACUUGCAUUUGAUGACCUUUUUACAGAUCCAAAAUGCAAAAAAACUAAAUAUUGGGAAAAAAUAAGUAAGGAAUUUGCACAACAUGGAUAUCCACACUCUGCCGCUGAUUUACAAGCAAAAUGGAAAAAUCUUAUGGUGACAUAUAACAGAAAUGUGGAUAAGAUGAAAAAGUCUGGAGAAAGUGCAAUUACUUGGGAAUAUUUUGAAUUAAUGCAUGCAGUCUUUAGUCACAAAAAAAGUGUCUGUCCAGCACCAGAAACCUUGGGAUCUACACUUAAAAUCUCAAAUCCAAUUCAUUCUGCAAUGACUUAUAAUGUUAUUGAUGAAAGUCCAUCAGUGAUUCAUAAUGCUGAACUUCUAAAUGAUAGCGAUACAACACAAUGCUCUGAAGAUAUUGAAAAUUCACCUAUCAAUAAAGUAUUUGAUAAUAGUCCAUCUAGCAAAAAGAAACGUAAUAAUAGAUUUUGUCAGGAUAAUGUGCUAAACUUUAAAAAAACGAGGUGGGAAGAAAAAAAGAAAAUAGAACAAAAUAAAAUAGAUGUUCUUAUUUGUGAUAAAUUUUUUUAA
Cyphomyrmex costatus is the source of this 912-nucleotide messenger RNA. RefSeq lists its product as uncharacterized. Lineage: Eukaryota; Metazoa; Arthropoda; Insecta; Hymenoptera; Formicidae. Bases 1 to 912 code for a protein of 303 amino acids. The record is from RefSeq and is a predicted model, not a curated record. The transcript has 5 exons.